GCAAACGUGAGUUCUUCAUGUUUUUAUUGAAAACAACGUAGUGCUGACGCCGUACGACGCCGUACGACAUCGGUUUUUGCUUUCCAAAAAGGCGUGCGCGCUCCCGCGGCAGGGGGAACAAAAUCUCACGGGGGAACCAAAUCAAGCACAACACCGGUCGGCACAAAUGCGCUAGAAGUUAGUACUUAACCCGGUUAUAAGCGAAAAUAUAAGCGUGUGUUAUAUUGUUGUAUCGGGUCAUUUUUAACAAAUCUAAUUUGUGGUAGUCCCGAUGGACCGAUUUAUAUUUUAUAGCAAAACAAGACUUCAGUUAAAAAAAAUAAUUCUCCGGAGUUGUUUGUUUUGAAUGACGUUCUCGGCGGAAGGAUCCAAAUGCAACACGCGGUGUUAUGGAGGUUAAUUUGAAACUCUUGGAUUUGGAUUUUAUUUUAAUGUAAUACACACCGGUUGUUUUCCUCAACUGGACUUUUUUUUAGUAUAUAUAUACUUUUUGAUGACAGUUACUCAUGCUUGUUUUUGUAUACAUAUAUUUAUAUUUGCAAGGUUGGUACUUUGAAGGAGUUGUAGCUACAGUCACUAACGCCUCGACAUAACAUGGCCAAUGAACAAAUGCUCAUUGUGGACAAGAAGACAGACGAGAGCAAAAUGUCCCCUUCAAAGGAUCCUGAAACUGUAUCAAGGGAGUCUCUGGAGUUUCAGAAACUCACACCUUCUCAGUUUGGGAUUACUGUGCAAAGUUUCAACCCAGUAGCAUCUGGAAGCAAAGAAAAAUCUCAUUUGGCAAAAUUGAAGGCAAGACGAAGACGUUCUAAUGUAGGUGUGAGAGGCUCACCAGAAACAAACUCGCUCAUCCGCUUCAUUGCACAACAAAAACUGAAGAAUUCCUCCAACUGUCAAACUCCAGAGCAGCUUGUCAGAGGUAGCCCCUUCCUUCCUCGAGUAGCAUCCACCCUGAAGCAGAAAAUAGCUUCCUUCCAGACUUUGGUGUUUGUGGAGGAGAGCGAGGUUUGCGAUCAGGAUGACAACACUGGUGGAUGCAUGACGACAAAGGAUUAUCUUUCUGAUGAACACAACCAAGAAGGGAAAGAGAACCACCAUCGAGCAGCUUCACCCUCACCCAGCAAGAAGCGUCGUGUGGGCCCCCUCAAAGGCUGUCAAGUGCAGAUUAGAGUUGCACACACUCCAGACCUUCCCUUAAAUGGCAGAGACAAGGAGGGAGAUAAGGAGCCAGUGGCAGAAUGCAAUGACAAUGUCAAACCAGAACCUGUGCCGUCAAGUGAGACUGAAGAAGAAACCCAACCUGUGCUUCCUUGUACACCUCUUCGUGGUUACCGUGAACGACACAUGUCCUUGGAACAUCAUGCCUUUUCCUCCAAAAAUAACCAGCAGGAAAAUGUGUUUGAACCUCAAAGCCCCAGCCGACCACAGCCUAGUGACCUUACAUCACUUUCGCCAGAGGAAUCUUUCUCUGUUUUCCAGUUCUCUUCGGUCCCGUCUCAAUCAUCUGAAGCAAGCGAGUCGUCUGAGGCAUCUGCAGAAAAGAAGAAAAAGAAGCGGGUGCAUUUUGGAUGCCCACUUUCCCCUGAGUUUUUUGAUACGCAACUGCCUCCCAGCACCCCGUUGCAGAAAGGGCAAACGCCAGCUCGAGCCUCCACACCAGGUGGGAUCUUAAAGAAGACACCGCAGAGGAGUGAGUCUUUCACUCCACAAGCCCAGCGAGAUCUUUGCAGUAUGUUUGGUGCCUCCCCGGCGCCAAUGUCACUUGACCACAGAAUGCUCCAUAUGGCGGAAGAUGGGGUGGAGAAGUUUGAAAAGAUGAUUUUUCCUUCAACAGCAGACAGUGAUUCUACAAUUAUGUCUGAUACAGAAUUGAUGAAUUGCACCCAGCUGAAUUUAAAUGAUGCUUUCGAUGAUGAGGCUCUUUCCCCAGCAGUACCAACAGACGUGAAGUCUGAAAUAAGGCCAGCCUAUGAGUCAAACGCCCUGAACGAGCGUGAGUCUUUAUCAGAGGAAAAACAACCUGAGGCUGUCGGUGACCCUGCACCCAGAUUGAAGAACUGGGAAAAUAAGGCAGCAGAAGAAUCUGAAUCUACAAAUGAAUUUCCAGCUGCUCGUACUCGUAAGAGGAAGCUUCCUGAAAAGAGCCAGCCUGUGAGGAGGUCGACACGCUCUGCUGCCAAGCCUUCUGAGACGAUUAAACUGGCCUCUAAAGCAGCAGCAAAUCGGUGGAAAAGGGAAGUCAACGUUUCUCUUUACGGCUCUCGAACAUAUGCAUCCAAGAAUCCUAGCCUCAGUCCCAUCAUAGAGUUGUUCCAGUCAGUAGCAGCACAGGGCUGUCUCCCUACUAGCUGUGCAGAUGAAAAUGCAUACUUGAAGAAUAACGCCAGUGAGUCAGAAAGCAGUGGCCCCGGGACUUCAGUGUGUAUUGGUGAGAGUUCAUCAGAAGCGCCCUGGUCCUCUGGCAAAAAAGCCUCAGGGACUAACAGGUCCUCAUCAAGGCCCAGGACCACAAGGCGAGGAUUAAGGAAGGGCAGAGUUUCAAUGCACGAUCUGCUACGUGUGGAGCCUCAGAUGCAGACCGAUGAGAAGGAAAGCGAGAACCAUGAAGAAGAGGUCACUACAAACACUGCGGGGUCAAUAGACGGCCCAUCAGAACAAGUGUCGGAUGAUGCUGCAGAACAUUGCACCCUAAUAUUUGCUGACACAACCAGCGCACACGCAGAUCCAAAUUCAGAUUGUUGUCAUUUGGUCGUUGAAGGCUCCACCUCAGCCUGCUUGUUAGGAGAAGAACAAACCAGUACAGUGGCCUUGACAAGCACGUCCCCCCGGACAACCCAGCAGGCUCAAGAUAUGUCAAGAUGCUUGGGGCGCUCUGUGAACCCGGCAGAGGAACAACCUCAAGCGGAAGCAACAACACAGCCCAAAACAAACAGUAAUUCAUCGUGUGAAUCUCCUGAAGAGGAGGCACAAGUCGACUGUGGCCCGGCCUCCUGGAAGGCUGACUUCAAUUUUGAGGAUGUCUUCAAAUGCAGGGGACAGCGCUCAGUGCGCCGCAGCCUACGGAACCAAAGGAACACAGAUAAUGACUCUGGUCUGGCCUGGGUGCCUCGGAUCUCACCUGAAAUAAGAAAAAGAACCGUCAAGAAGAUGCAGAAUCGCAGAUUCAGUUCGAUUAUUUAACCAGUCGCCACUGUCUGAGGACACUGAGCACGCCACUUGCUCGUACUUUGACAGUUUUUGCAUUCCACUCAAAUAUUACUUGCAUCAUAUCGUUAUUCCUUCUGAAUUAAUUUGCCUGUUUUGCAAGGUUGUUGUUUUAUGGGAUUAAAGUGCUGAUUCUUUCUCCUUAACCAAUCCUUUGCAUCAUUCGUCUAUGCAAGCCACUCAAUAUACAGAGAGCCCAAUCAUUUAUGCUGACCUCCUCUCAAUCAAUAUCCAACCACGCAUUUCCCCUCUCACUAGAUCCAGUCUCAAUGAGUCAAUAUUUUCUCUUAGUGGGUAGAUGAAGACGGCCUUAGUGCAGUACCAAUCUGUCAGACGAGGUUAGAGGCUACUGGAUUAAUGUGAAAGAAAUGGCAGGAAGGGCUAAAUGAGCCCUUGAGUCAUUCUCUGCUGUUGGGGUAACUAGGAGUUGUGGUGAAAAGCAAACCUAUGUGAAACCAACUGUUCCAUCAGUUUAAAUUCACCAUCUCCCAAAUUGUACCUAUGAAACUAUUUUUGAAAACAUUUUGAUGUAACUAACUCUUAGGGUGGAAUGAAUCUUCUAAAAAGGUUUUCCUCUAUUUGUUUAAUGAGUUUGACUUUUUUAAUUUAGCUGUUGAAGUAAAAGCUUAUCAAUGCAAAAUUGUUGAGAUGCAACUUGAAAAAAAUUCACAAAGGAGUAGAGAGUAAAAAUCAGUCCUCGUUUUGGUCUAUGAAAGGAGUUGAGUGCUGACCUCUCUAAGAUUCAAAGCAGCUCUCCCACAAGCAGUUCAGUCCACUUUAGAGUGAUUUUAGCAGAGAGAGUAGAAACAACUUGAGUUUCACAUUCAGGACAGUGAGCUUCUAGAGAUAUGCACAAGCGUGAUAUAUCCAUCACAGUGUAAUUGUCUCUCCACUUUUACAUCAAGCCCGAGUCACUUCACUUGCCUGAAGGACACCAAGGUCCUCAUUUUGUGGUUGAAUGCCAAACAAGGCCUUGCCAUCUGCAACUAGACGAAUGGGCUCUGAUCUUCUGACGUGACGCAGCAGGACUUUAGUGCCAUCCAGUGGCUGUCAUGAAGUGCUGCGUGUCAGGCUUCACACGUGAAAGUCAGAAAGAAAUGAAUGAACUGCAAUUCAUAAAAAUAAUUUAGUUGUAAUAAUUUCAUUUGUAUAAGUCAGUUUAUUAGAUUAAAAGAAGAAAAGCGUGAGCAUUUUGUAUUUGUUCAAAUCGCAUGAUGUGUGGGCACCUUUAUUGGCUGGGUCAAACUUGGCACGACUGCAAACAGGCUGCUGUGUUGUGAAAGUCUGCAGGCAUAAUGGUGCACCUCUAUAGAAGCCCUUGUGUCCGUACGUGUGAGUGAGGGGUGUGAAGCCGAAGCCACCAUCCCUGGCAGACGGGCAUAGUGAAGACGGCUUAGCACAAGAACAAUGGGGUCCUUUGAGAAAGACGACGCCCCCAAGACAUGUGGCCUCCUGUCACCGUGGCAACCCCCCAUGGGACAUGGAGAGGGUCUGACAGCUGGAGAGAAGGACUUUCAGAAAUGCUUUCUUUCUAUUGCUUCCCAUACAUGUGCUCCCAGGACCAUUUGGAUGGCCAAGGGUCCUGACUAUUGGAGUUUUGUGGCCCUGUACACACUGCCUCAGUCAUCACGCAUUCACAUUCUAUGCUCAAAAAGUACAGAUAGUUGCACAGAACAAAGUAGAUUUAAUUCCAUUAGUAAUGACUAAAAUUAAGCACAAAACUGGGUAAAAAAAAUGUUGUUUCCCUUCAAUAAAUGCCACUACUGAAAUAAGAAA
This is a messenger RNA of Syngnathus typhle (broad-nosed pipefish), 4980 nucleotides long. RefSeq names its product cell division cycle associated 2 (gene cdca2). Gene Ontology annotation, biological process: regulation of chromosome segregation; regulation of mitotic nuclear division. The coding region runs from base 595 to 3180 and encodes 861 amino acids. The transcript has 15 exons. Lineage: Eukaryota; Metazoa; Chordata; Actinopteri; Syngnathiformes; Syngnathidae. Gene Ontology annotation, cellular component: nucleus; chromosome. The record is from RefSeq and is a predicted model, not a curated record.